Molecule: messenger RNA, 1621 nt
Organism: Lates calcarifer (barramundi perch)
Lineage: Eukaryota; Metazoa; Chordata; Actinopteri; Centropomidae
Gene: rp9
Product: RP9 pre-mRNA splicing factor
Biological process (GO): RNA splicing
Source: RefSeq, a predicted model, not a curated record
CAACCCGGCUGCACAGGAAGUACAGCAGCACCACAGCAAUGUUUGCUAGUUAGCAGCUGGUUAGCACGUUAGCCCGGGUGCUUUUUCUCUGAAUAGCGAAUUAAAUUAUCCCUGAAUGCAGUAUAAUUUAUAAGUUAAUGGUCUUCCGGGGCCACAGCUCGUCGAUAUGUCUGAUAGAAAGCGAACAAGAGAGAAGGAAGACAGACGAGACCACAAGAGACACAAGUCGUCCAAACAGGAUUUGGAGAAACUCAAAACACAAACGAAAAAACUCAACCAAGAAGUCCAAAAAUUGAAACACGUCGAGACAUUCUAUGAGAAGCCUCCACCAGGACUCAUAAAGGAGAAGGAAGAAAAACCAGAGGACUGUAUUCCUGCUGAACCAGGAAAUGAAGAAGCCAGGAGCUUCCUGGCACAUGCCCCCACCAGAGGCCUUUGGAUGCCUCUGGGGAAGGAAGUGAAGGUGAUGCAGUGCUGGAGAUGCAAGCGCUAUGGUCACAGGACAGGAGACAGGGAGUGUCCUUUCUUCAUCAAAGGAAACCAGAAACUGGAGCAGUUCAGAGUGGCUCACGAAGACCCAAUGUACGACAUAAUUCGGGAAAACAAAAGGAAUGAAAAAGAAACCAGGAUCCAGCAGCUGCAGCAGCUGCUUCAGGACACCACCUCCUCCUCAUCCUCCUCCGAUACAGACAGCUCCUCCUCCUCUUCCUCUGACCACCAUCGCAGCAAGAAGCGGAAAAAGAGGAAGGACAAAAAGAAGAAAGACAAGAAGAAGAGAAAGAGGAAGCGAAAGCACAAGUCCUCCAAAACCAGUGCCAGCUCAGAUUCAGAUUGAGUGUCUGGAACAUGCUGAUGUGUAUGCUUGGUAAAUUACAUACUGUGAACGUAGGAAGAGACUGCUGAAUGAAGUAGCAGCAGAGGUAGAUCUUACACAGUAGUGAAGUGUGUUCCUCAGAGUGUACCAGUAAGAACUAAACUCUGGAGACCUCCAUAAGCCUUUUCUCUGCAGGGUGAAAACUCUGAAACUGUAUAUCCGCUUCGCAUGACUUCCUCCAGCCGUCUGAUUUGCUCCAGGGUGACGACUUGCAUUUAGAUCAUACAGCACAGGCUCAUAUGGAAUAGCUACUUAAGUGUGUGUACGUGUGCCUUGGCGCAUAUGUGUGUCAAAAAGCAUUAGCUGUGUGGGUAAUGAAUCUAAAGUGAUGUGAAUUGAGCCCGCUGGAGUAAAAGAUAAUGUUCUUUUAUGGGGUCUAAUAAGAAGAUAGCAUGUCAGCAAAUAGCGUGUCAUUAAGAGAUUGUAUUUUCCACCAUAGUGUUUUUUUUAUAUUAUCCCUGCCAUCUCACUGGUAUUAAAUACUUUGAUUGUAGAGUGUUUUAAAUGCAGAGAGGUGGAAAAAAGAAUGUCUAAAUUAAACGCUGGAGCACAGAUAGGAUUUGUUUUCCACACAAGCCAGAAUGUUUGAAUGCGUAUGACUGUACAUAAAUAUUUGGAAUGAUUUGAGGUUGGAAUAUGCUUAUUUGCUUUUUUUCCCCUUUUUCUUUAAAAAGCCACAGAGAUGGGGAAAGAAUGUAUGUGAAUGUGUUCCCUUAUUCUGAGAAUAAAGAUGGCUCUUUUUCUCCA